GCUUUGCCCUUUUUGUGGUCUUGGGAGAGAACCGACCACACAGCCAUGAGCGUUUCCAAAACAGGGGAGGAAACAAUUGUUUCUGUGCCAAACACACCAACGGAUCCACCUCUUCUGCGGGAGUCACAAGAGGACCCCCUGGUGGACAGAGACAAGAAAGUGAUGAUGUACACCCAGAGUUGUGACAGCCCGGUGACGGCCGAUCCCCCUUCCGGCGAAUCCAGCGAGCCCCCGGAAGAGGCCCCUCCCCCAAGACUGAAUCUCGGUACCAGGCUCAGCCGCAGGAAGCUGUUGGUAAAGCGCCGUCGAUGGAUUGUGGACGUGGAGUUCGCUCUGGCCUUGGCGGGAAUCAUCCUGAUGGUACUCAACACAGAGUUCUACAUUAACGGGAUCUACACGCUCGUCUCGCUGCCCUCCAUCACCAUCAAAAUGAUGAUAUCUAUCAGUACCAUCGCCCUUCUCAUCGCCAUCAUCGCUAACUACGUCACGAUGAUCCAGCUGAGGAUGAUUUACCAGGGUCUGUUCGAAUGGCAGUUGGUGAUGCAUACUUGUGACUGGGUGUGUCUCUUCACAGAGCUGAUAAUCUGCCUGGUGCAUCCUCUCCCAGGAAAUGUCGUAAUCUAUUACUUUCCGCAGCUCGGCUCCCCUCAUCUCGUCUCGCUAGACGCCAUUUUGUCAAUCUGGAUGAUGCUUCGCCUGUAUCUCAUCGGGAAGUUCAUGGUGGCCCACAGUCAUCUGCUCUCCGAUACCUCCAUCCAGAGUUUUGGAGCGCUAAGCCGGGUCAAGAUCAACGCCAUGUUUGUCUUCAAGGCUCUUAUGUCAACGAACCCGGGCUCUGUUUUAAUCGCCAUCAUGGCGUUGAUGUUUGUUGUGGAUUCCUGGGCUAUGCGAACAUGUGAGAUUUACUAUGACCCGGAAAACCCCUUCGGCGGAUUCCCGAGUUCCAUGUGGCUCAUUGCCAUAACGUUUUUGACCGUAGGGUACGGUGACAUUGUUCCCAACAGCUACUGUGGUCGUUUUAUCUCAGUAAUAACAGGGCUGAUGGGGGUUGGGACAACAGCCCUUUUGGUGGCCGUCAUGGCCAGCAAACUGGAACAGACACGCGCUGAAAAAUACGUGCACAACUUUGUGACGCGGAUUCAGCUGGAGCGCCAUAAGCGUGAUGCGGCCGCGGAUGUGCUCAAAUCAGGUUUAAGGAUCUGGAACUUAAAGAAGAAAAAGAAUAAAGGGAGAGGCAGGAAGCUCAUUCACGAACAAGGUCGACUUUUCCAGUCGAUUCGAAAGAUGAAAUUUGCUAAAAACGAAGGGGCGCGUUUAUCUGAGAGUGCCAUCGGUCUUGUAGAAAUAGGACGGACUGUAUUCUGGAUACAAGACACUUUACUUGAUAUGCAAAAGCAUCAGAACGAUACUGUCGACAAAAUAUCGGCACUAAAUGAGCGAUUAGCAAGCUUGGAAACGAAACUCGACCGAGCGAAGAAAGUAGAAAGUUAAUGACAUGGCAUUGU
Messenger RNA from Liolophura sinensis, 1505 nucleotides. RefSeq names its product small conductance calcium-activated potassium channel protein 2-like. The coding region runs from base 46 to 1491 and encodes 481 amino acids. The transcript has 2 exons. Gene Ontology annotation, biological process: potassium ion transport. Lineage: Eukaryota; Metazoa; Mollusca; Polyplacophora; Chitonida; Chitonidae. Gene Ontology annotation, molecular function: small conductance calcium-activated potassium channel activity; calmodulin binding. Gene Ontology annotation, cellular component: membrane. The record is from RefSeq and is a predicted model, not a curated record.